AUGCAAAGAGUUCACAAAGUAAGAAUUGUAUUCACAUGCAAAAACGAUAAUCAAGUGGUUAUAUCUAUCUAUCUAUCUCAUUCUCUUCAUUUUCUAUCUAUCUAUCUAUCUAUCUCAUUCUCUUCAUUUUCUAUCUAUCUAUCUAUCUAUCUCUCAUAUCUUCAUUUCUUCAUCUAUUCUAUCUAUCUAUCUCAUUCUCUUCAUUUUCUAUCUAUCUAUCUCAUUCUCUUCAUUAUCUAUCUAUCUAUCUCAUUCUCUUCAUUUCAUUCUAUCUAUCUAUCCAUCUAUCUCAUUCUCUUCAUUUUCUAUCUAUCUAUCUCUCUUCAUUUUAUCUAUCUAUCUCAUUCUCUUCAUUUUCUAUCUAUCUAUCUAUCUAUCUCAUUCUCUUCAUUUUCUAUCUAUCUAUCUAUCUAUCUCAUUCUCUUCAUUUUCUAUCUAUCUAUCUCAUUCUCUUCAUUAUCUAUCUAUCUAUCUCAUUCUCUUCAUUUUCUAUCUAUCUAUCUAUCUAUCUAUCUCAUUCUCUUCAUUUUCUAUCUAUCUAUCUCAUUCUCUUCAUUUUCUAUCUAUCUAUCUCAUUCUCUUCAUUUUCAUCUAUCUAUCUAUCUAUCUCAUUCUCUUCAUUUUCAUCUAUCUAUCUCAUUCUCUUCAUUAUCUAUCUAUCUAUCUCAUUCUCUUCAUUUUCUAUCUAUCUAUCUAUCCAUCCCAUUCUCUUCAUUUUCUAUCCAUCUAUCUCAUUCUCUUCAUUUUCUAUCUAUCUAUCUCAUUCUCUUCAUUUUCUAUCUAUCCAUCUAUCCCAUUCUCUUCAUUUCUAUCUAUCUAUCCAUCCAUCCAUCUCAUUCUCUUCAUCUUCUAUCCAUCCAUCCAUCCAUCCCAUUCUCUUCAUUUUCUAUCUAUCCAUCUCAUUCUCUCAUUAUCCAUCCAUCCAUCCCAUUCUCUUCAUUUUCUAUCCAUCCAUCUAUCUAUCUCAUUCUCUUCAUUUUCUAUCUAUCUAUCUCAUUCUCUUCAUUUUCUAUCUAUCUAUCUCAUUCUCUUCAUUUUCUAUCUAUCUAUCUAUCUCAUUCUCUUCAUUUUCUAUCUAUCUAUCUAUCUAUCUAUCUCAUUCUCUUCAUUUUCUAUCUAUCUAUCUCAUUCUCUUCAUUUUCUAUCUAUCUAUCUAUCUAUCUCAUUCUCUUCAUUUUCUAUCUAUCUAUCUAUCUAUCUAUCUAUCUAUCUAUCUAUAUUCUCUUCAUUUUCUAUCUAUCUAUCUAUCUAUUUCUCUUCAUUUUCUAUCUAUCUAUCUAUCUAUCUAUCUAUCUAUCUAUCUAUCUCAUUCUCUUCAUUUUCUAUCUAUCUAUCUAUCUAUCUAUCUAUCUAUCUAUCUAUCUAUCUAUCUAUCUAUCUCAUUCUCUUCAUUUUCUAUCUAUCUAUCUAUCUAUCUAUCUAUCUAUCUAUCUAUCUAUAGCAUUCUGA
Molecule: messenger RNA, 1449 nt
Organism: Acanthosepion pharaonis
Lineage: Eukaryota; Metazoa; Mollusca; Cephalopoda; Sepiida; Sepiidae
Source: the annotation of a GenBank genome assembly